Messenger RNA from Chenopodium quinoa (quinoa), 1962 nucleotides. RefSeq names its product lactosylceramide 4-alpha-galactosyltransferase-like. The transcript has a single exon. The record is from RefSeq and is a predicted model, not a curated record. Bases 176 to 1501 code for a protein of 441 amino acids. NCBI's taxonomy places the organism in Eukaryota, Viridiplantae, Streptophyta, Magnoliopsida, Caryophyllales, Amaranthaceae.
UCCAAUAAUUCUUUUAAUUUCACACUUACUAUAAACAUCUUUUGCGCGCCUACUUAUGAAAUACACUAAAAUCAUCAUUUUUACACCCUUCUAAUUCUCUUACUAAAAUCUUGUAAACACCCAUUUAUUUUUAUUUAACCAAAAACUUGAAAAAAAAAAAUAACACACAAAAACCAUGGAUAAACCACCUACUCAUUGUACUAGGAAUGAUGAUUUCUCUAAACUUCAAUCUCUAUUUUCUAAAAAUCUUCCUAAAAAACCAAUUAAUCUUUGCUUCCCUACUUCGAUUUUCGCCAUUGUUCUUCUUUUAAUUCUUGGGUAUAAUUCCUUCACUAUAUUCUAUUUUAUCCCAAUUUUUUCAAUGGAAAAUGUUAAAGAAACAGAGAAAAAUAUGCCCAUUUCUCAAUUAUCCUCAUCUAGAGCUAAUUUUGCUAUGAAUGAUGAGAGUUUUCCUAUGUUUUCGACGAAAACCCAUGUCAAAUCUCCCCAUAAUUCUCCUAAAUUCACUCACUUAAGUCCUAAAAUGAUCCGAAGAGUUAGACAAGUGAUCAAACCUCCUUCUCAAGAGCCUCUUCAUGAUGAAAUGAGAUCAUUUUCGAAGCGAGUGAGGCGAUUUUUCGAUGAGAAUUCGUGCAAGUUUCGGGUGUUUAUGACAUGGAUAUCGUCGAUUAAGUCUUUUGGAGACCGUGAAAAGUUCACCAUUGAAAGCCUCUUUAAGUUCCACCCAAAUGCUUGUUUGAUCAUAGUGUCAAAUUCAAUGGACUCAAACAGAGGAUCACAAAUUUUAGAACCCUUUGUAAGGUUGAAUUACAAGGUAAUGGCGGUUUCGCCCGAUUUUAAGUUCAUAUUCAAGAAUACAAUGGCUGCCAUUUGGUAUCAACAACUAGAAAAGGGGAAUGUUAAGCCAGGAGAAAUUUCAUUAGGCCAAAAUCUUUCGAAUUUGCUUAGACUUGCUCUGCUUUAUAAGUAUGGUGGAGUGUAUAUGGACACCGAUUUCAUUGUUAUAAAGAGAUUAGACACUCUAAGGAAUGUGAUCGGAGCACAAACCGUUGAUCCAAAGACGAAAAAUUGGAGUAGAUUGAACAAUGCUUUGAUGAUAUUUGAUAAGAAACACCCUCUUUUGAUCAAAUUUAUUGUGGAAUUUGCACUUACUUUCAAUGGUAACAAGUGGGGGCAUAAUGGUCCUUAUCUUGUUUCAAGGGUUGUGGAGAGGGUAACCAAUAGUAGCACGAAAGGCGGUGCGAAUGAAUUUACGGUUUUGCCCCCGUCUGCGUUUUAUGUCGUGGGUUGGGGUAAGGUUGGUGACCUAUUUCAAAAGCCCGUGGAUGAACUUCAUCAGAAGUGGCUAGAUGAUAAGAUUGAUCAAAUUGAAAGAGAUAGUUACGCGAUUCACUUGUGGAAUAGGCAAAGUAGAGAGAUUAAGGUUGAAGAUGGAAGUAUAAUCAGUCAAUUGAUGAAGAAAUCUUGUGUUUUUUGCAAUUUGUCAAGAACAAUCUCUUAAAUUGGUACAAAUGAGGUAAUCUUGGAUGCUUGUAUCAAUAACUAUUUGAUCAUCCAAUUGCUAUCAAAUAUGAAGUAUUAUGGUAACUUAUCAGAUGAUGAAAACUUUCAUGAUUCGUCUAAUUCAUAAGUCAUGCUAUUUUGUAACUUUUGGGAUUUAAAAUCCUUUGUAAAACAUUAGUUGUAAUUAAAUAGUUUUUUUUUUCUUCCUUAAAAAAGUUGGAAAAGAAUAUUGAAAAUAAAGUUAAGACAUUGAGCAUCUUUUGGUGUGAAUUUUUUUUUUCAAUACUUGCUAUGUUUAGUUGAAGAUUUUGUCACAUAUAGUAUUUUUAUAGCAAUGUUGUCAACAUAGCGUGUCAAUAUGGUGGCUUGCAAAUUGCAACAUAGGUCUCAAAUCAUUUUCAUUAUGCAUUAUUGUUGGAGUUUAAUUGGGAUUUCAUCUUCAUGCUAAGUAGAUAUAGU